CGACUGACAACUGACAUUACAUUAUACGUCAACGUUUCUUUCCUGUUGUAAGUUAGCAAAAUUCCAUAUUGAUAUAAGGUGUGUUGGUCAAAAUUUAUUAUAUAGGUAUAGAAACAGUCAUGACUAUGACGGAUAUUCAAUCGGGGGGCGAAUGCUCUCACUUUGUUGCGCCCAUUAUACAAGAUAAUCCUUCGGGAUGGGGACCAUGCGAGGUUCCUGAUCAGUUCAAAGACAUGCCCUACCAACCUUUCAGCAAAGGUGAUCGUUUGGGAAAAAUUAGUGACUGGACUGGAGCUGCGUUUCAGGAUAAAAAAUAUGCUAGCAAGUAUGCUUCACAGUUUGGUUCUGGUAGCCAAUAUGCUUACUAUCAUGAAGAGGAUGAAAGUACUUUCCAUUUGGUUGACACUACUAGGAUUCAGAAACCACCAUAUCAACGUGGUCGCUUCCGUGCCAAUCAACGGAACAUGCGUGGCAGAGGAGGAAGAGGAAAUGCUCAAGGUGGAGGUAUGCAAUCCUUAGGCAAGGGUAUGAAAGCUAGGGAUACUUACAAGAGGAGUCAGGUUAAAAGAUGGGGACAGGGAAGGCCUCAAAUCAAAAUAAGAGAUGCUUCAGUUACAGUUCGACCAGAUUGGAGUACCAUUGAGGAAAUGGACUUCCCUCGGCUUGGGAAGUUGUCUUUACCAGGCAUCAAAGAUGGUGAUGAUAUACUAUGCUGUGGAGAGCUGGAAUACUAUGAUAAAACUUAUGACCGUGUCAAUGUGAAAAAUGAAAAAGCCUUACAAAGUGUCAAUAGGAUUUUCCAUACAGUAACUACCACCGAUGAUCCUAUGAUCCGAAAACUAUCAAAAACCGAAGGAAAUGUUUAUGCUACUGAUGCUAUUUUGGCAACUAUUAUGUGUUGCACACGCUCCAAUUAUUCUUGGGAUAUUGUCAUUGAAAAAAUUGGUGACAAACUUUUCUUUGAUAAAAGAGAUAAUACUGAGUUUGAUUUGUUAACUGUUAAUGAAACAUCUGUUGAACCUCCUCAGGAUGACGGAAAUUCUUUGAAUUCACCUCGUAAUCUUGCAUUGGAGGCUACAUUCAUUAAUCACAAUUUCAGUCAACAGGUAUUGAAAGCUGGAAAUAAUGAGCCACGCUAUAAAUUUGAUAAUCCUAACCCAUUCAUAUCUGAAGAAGAGGAAGGAGAAAUUGCAAGUGUUGCUUACCGAUAUAGGAAAUGGGAUUUAGGUGGAGGAGUUAUUUUGGUAGCGAGAUGCGAACAUGAUGCAGUGGUCCAGUCUCCCAACGGGGAACUUCAAUUCCUCUCUAUCAAAGCUUUGAAUGAAUGGGACUCCAAACUGGCGAAUGGUGUUGAGUGGAGACAAAAGUUGGAUACGCAACGUGGUGCUGUUUUGGCUAAUGAACUUAGAAACAAUGCUUGCAAACUGGCCAAGUGGACAGUCCAGGCCAUUCUGGCUGGUAGUGACCAGAUCAAAUUCGGUUAUGUAUCUCGUGUACAUGUCAGGGACAACAGCAAGCAUGUCAUAUUAGGGACGCAGCAGUAUAAGCCACAUGAGUUUGCUACCCAGAUCAAUCUCAAUAUGGACAAUGCAUGGGGUAUUCUAAG
Leptinotarsa decemlineata (Colorado potato beetle) is the source of this 1606-nucleotide messenger RNA. It is a transcript of the gene eIF3d1, whose product is annotated as eukaryotic translation initiation factor 3 subunit d1. The record is from RefSeq and is a predicted model, not a curated record. Gene Ontology annotation, molecular function: translation initiation factor activity. Gene Ontology annotation, biological process: translational initiation. Gene Ontology annotation, cellular component: eukaryotic translation initiation factor 3 complex; cytoplasm. Lineage: Eukaryota; Metazoa; Arthropoda; Insecta; Coleoptera; Chrysomelidae.